This is a messenger RNA of Olea europaea var. sylvestris, 1360 nucleotides long. RefSeq names its product kinetochore protein spc25. Lineage: Eukaryota; Viridiplantae; Streptophyta; Magnoliopsida; Lamiales; Oleaceae. Gene Ontology annotation, cellular component: Ndc80 complex. The record is from RefSeq and is a predicted model, not a curated record. The coding region runs from base 154 to 1101 and encodes 315 amino acids. Gene Ontology annotation, biological process: chromosome segregation. The transcript is spliced from 8 exons.
UAACCAGAAAAGGUACAAGCAUUUGAAACGAAGCAAUAUAUAAAAUGGCGGGCUAAAUAAAUUUUCCCUAUCUAUUUCUCUCUCAUCAUUCAAUUCAAACCCUCCCUUCAGAGAUCAACAAAUUCGCAGGAAGAAGAGAAACUUAUCACAUAGAUGCAGAUGCAGAGCGGAGGAGAGAACAAUGUACGGACUCGCUUGGCGGAAACCCGAUUAAUAUGCGAGAGAGAAAUCCCCAUUCAGCAGCAGAGGAUCGAUUCCACCGUUAUCUCCGAGCGGAAUAUUUUCGAUUCUGUCAAGUCCAAGGCCCAACAAACCAUUCAUCUUCAAGAAAGAUUGGGGAAGCUUAAAACUGAGUUAAGAGAAGCUGAGGAUGCUUUGGUAAAAGCUCUUUCCGUGAAGACUCGGAAAGAGGCAAAGCAGAUGGCCAUGAGGGACUCGAUAUCUGAUACAAAAGCUAGAAUUGAAGAACUUAAAGAAAUUGUUGAAAAUCAAAGGGCAAAGAAAGAUGAAUAUGCCAAUAUAAUAUCUAAACAGUCUGAAGCUUUGGCAGCAUAUGAAGAAAAGUGCAACCAGAUCACUGAGCAUGAAGAACAAAUAGAAGAGGCCAUUUCAUGGUACAAUAGGGUCCUUGGUUUCCGUAUCGAAUGUGGUCACGGUGUAAAGUUCAUAUUUUCAAACAUUAAUCCGGACAACGCAAAUGAGCAGUACUCCUUUGUCAUUCGUCAUGAGAAUGAGAUUUACACAUUGCUUGAUUGCAAUCCCCCUUUGAAUGACACAAGAGAGCUGAUUGGUGAGCUGAAUAAAAGCAAUGGACUGUUCAAAUUUGUCAGAACCAUGAGAGAGAAAUUCCAAGAAUUUGCAGCACCUGGAACCUCUAAUCAGAUUCCAUCUCUUGAUCAAGAUUCUUCAAUGAUCUCACCAUCAGCCCCAGUUGCUUCAGUUUCAACCGAUCAUAGAAGUGAAUCUGUGGUCAAGGAAAAGGAGAUUCAGCCCAGUGAAUCUAACCACAUCUCCAGAAAGGUUGGCAAAGGACAAACAAUUCUAUCUCCUGGAUCUGCUUCGUCCGUUCGUCGCUCCUCACGUUUAAAGGUUAAAAAAUGAAGAUUAUCUUAAAUCUGAAGAACUACUCAUCACGUGCUGUGCCUGCUUGCUUCACCAUUUAAGCAUCAAUGGAGUGAAGCAAAGAUCUUAUUUUGCUUAUGUAAUGUUAACCUUGGUGGUUAAGCAGCACUCUAAACUGAGUGAAGUUGCCUCAUUAGUUACUAUAGCUGAUGUAUAACAAAUUUUCUUUUGGUAAAUGAUUUUCCUGUACUAUGCUACGUUAAUUUUAUAAAAUGGUUUGAUUUUAUUCUUAGCAAAA